Molecule: messenger RNA, 840 nt
Organism: Arachis duranensis
Lineage: Eukaryota; Viridiplantae; Streptophyta; Magnoliopsida; Fabales; Fabaceae
Exons: 2
Coding region: 1-840 (279 amino acids)
Source: RefSeq, a predicted model, not a curated record
AUGGAGACUCCUACACAAAGCCUCUCUGACCUGGCCACCAUUGUCUCUAACCUCCCCAAGAUGAUGCACAGUUUCAUGGUAGAAACUAGGUCCUCCAUUAGGAAUCUGGAGAUACAGGUUGGACAGCUGAGCAAGAGGAUCCAAGAGAUCCCCUUCAACACUUUUUCCAGUAACACAAAAGUAAGUCCGAAGGAAGAGUACAAGGCCUUCAUGGUGGAAGCUGAGGCCGAACCCAAGGAGGAUCCUACUAUUGAGGAGCUCAAGGAAAUCAGAGCUCAUGAGGAGCCUGGGAAUGUCACCUUGCACGCCCCUCUGCAGAGAGAGGAGCCUGAAGAAUACCCCUCUUCAGACGUGCAAGAGGAGCCCAAGGAAGAGCAAAUUGCUCGAUUUUUGGGAAUUCUCAAGAAGCUGAAAGCCAAGUCCUCUUAUGCAGAGGCAUUGGAGAAGAAACCUCUUUCUAUGGAGCACUUGAAGAGCAUGAUCUCUGAAAAGAAAGCUCUGAGGGGAGAUGAGACUGUGGUACUGACCAAGGAAUGCAGGACCAUCACCUUUGAGAAGGCACUAUGCGGCCUUGGCUCAAGCAUUAACUUCAUGCCUCUCUCUGUGAUGAAGAGGCCAGGAAUUCAAAAUAUGCAGCCUGCCAAGAUCCUAUUGGAGAUGGCAGACAAGUCCCUAAAAAGGGCUUAUGGCAUGGUGGAAGAUGUCCUUGUAAAGGUUGAAGACCGUUACCUCCCUUCUAAUUUCGUGAUCCUAGACACUGAGGAGGACAGAAAUGACUCCAUCGUUCUUGGAAGGUUUUUCCUAGCCACUGCUAAGGCCUUGAUAGAUGUGGAAAAGUAA